Messenger RNA from Medicago truncatula (barrel medic), 1663 nucleotides. Its product is annotated as ethylene-responsive transcription factor ERF109. Gene Ontology annotation, molecular function: DNA binding; DNA-binding transcription factor activity. The transcript has a single exon. Gene Ontology annotation, biological process: regulation of DNA-templated transcription; ethylene-activated signaling pathway. Lineage: Eukaryota; Viridiplantae; Streptophyta; Magnoliopsida; Fabales; Fabaceae. The record is from RefSeq and is a predicted model, not a curated record. Bases 564 to 1268 code for a protein of 234 amino acids.
CCAUGUGUGAGAGAGAGUUGUUGGCCACGUGGUCCAAUAUGUGAGAGAGUGCAAAAAUGACUUGAGAGUAGCAAGAACAAGAAGACAAGAAGAUCCCACCAACGAAUGAUCACCUGAAGGGAAAUGGUCAAAUCAGAAGUGAAAUAUCAAAACACACUCUUUACACUGUCACUGAUAGUGAGAGUGAACUCUAAAUCUAAUUUCAUUUUCGUUCCCCACCUCUUAUGUGGCGCUUUCUCCUUAACCCUCAUAUUUGCACCCUCAAAUCUAUAUAUGAAGUUGACAGACAUUUCUCACUCUCUACUAUGACCCACCACAAGACACAAAAUGCACACAUCCAAAUCCUAUGUGGCCACUAAUACAUAAUAAAUCCAAGUUUUUACCCUUUCAAAGAUCAAAAGUGAACCGUGUGGGAUCGGUGUGCACAGCUGGCUCUUUUUUUUGCCAUGUCAGUUCCAAAUCGUAUAUAAACCAUUUCCACCCUCUGACUUUCCAAAAACAUCAAAUCUUCUAAACCUUAAACAUUCCAAACUCCAACACAAACAACCUGCCACUUCCCAAACAUGAACAUGAACUACUCCUCUUCUUCCUUCUCCGCCACUACACUCACCUCCGAUCAAGAACUCUCUGUCAUCGUCUCUGCCUUAACCAAUGUCGUCUCCGGCUCCACCUCCACCGAAUUUCACCUCCCAAAUCCCGCCAUCGGAAGCAGCAGCAGCAGCAGCUUAGAAAGAAUUGUUCCACCUGCGAACAUAGAAACCUGCCAGGAAUGCAACAUUGCAGGAUGCUUAGGAUGCGAUUUCUUCCCAGAAGAGAAAAAACAAAAACAAAAGAGAGCUAAGAAGAAGUACAGAGGAGUGAGACAAAGACCAUGGGGUAAAUGGGCUGCUGAAAUUCGUGACCCGAGACGUGCCACCCGUGUUUGGCUCGGAACAUUUUCCACGGCGGAGGAAGCUGCCAGAGCUUAUGACAAUGCUGCCAUCGAGUUCCGUGGGCCGAGGGCCAAACUCAAUUUUCCAAUGGUUGAUGAUUCACUUAAGCAGUCAGAAGUGGUUGCUCCUGAUUUAGAGAAUGUAAAAGAUGAGAAUGAGAAUGAGAACGAGAAUAUGAAUCAAGAAAUGCAAAGUGAGACAAAUAUUGGAUUUGGGAAUAAUAUGGAUUGUGAUUUUUGGGAUAGGCUUGGGGAAACUGAUUUUCAACAACUGAUGAGGUUUAUGGAUUUUGGUGGAGAUUCUUCUGAUUCCAGAACUGGGAACACUUUUAAUUAGUUCCUGAACUCAACAACAAUGGAACAGUUACUUGUGUAAAUUAGUGCGUGUUUGACCGAGGUUAAGGUAUUGAUUAGCUUCGCUUUGCAACAAUGUGCAUAAUCUUUCUUCCACUAGAUUUUUUCGGAGGAGGAAGUUACCAUGCCAGCUGCAAGUGCAAAUCGUGAUUUCAAUUUUUGUUUUUGCAGAAGAAUCUGCUAUGUAGAAUUUUGCUGUGCAAUGUGCAGCUAGUGUCUUUCUUGCUUCAACUACUUUUUUUCACGAACAAAAUUGCCUUGAUAUAUACCUGCAACUGCAAAUCGUGAUUUUAAUGUAAUCUGCUUUCUAAAAUAUUGUACUUAAUGUGUGGCUUUAUUGAAUUAUAUUAUAGUAUAAAUACUAGUUCUGUUCACUGA